GGAGGUGGCCGGGGGAGAGCUUGCAAUGCCGGCAGGACAGAGCAGCAGGCUGCAGCGGUAUUUGGUCUUUGUGGCUGUGACCUGGGGCGCCAGCAUCUUCCCCUCACCAGCCCAGGGUCUGCAAAGGAUCGCGCUGAGGAGGAUGCCCUCCAUCCGCCAGACGCUGCAGGAGAUGGGCGUGAAGGUGUCGGACGUCUUCCCCGAGCUGAGGCAGAGCAAACGCUGCGGCGCAGCUGGCCCUCGAAACGGGACGGCUCCCACUGUCCUCACCAACUACCUGGAUACCCAGUACUUCGGCGAGAUCAGCAUCGGCACCCCAGCGCAGACCUUCAAGGUGGUCUUCGACACGGGCUCGGCCAACCUGUGGGUGCCGUCCCACAAGUGCUCGCCGCUGUACAGCGCCUGCGUUUCCCACAGCCGCUACGACUCCUCCAAAUCGCGCACGUACAUAGCCAACGGCACGGGGUUCGCGAUCCGCUACGGCACGGGGAGCGUCAAAGGCUUCCUCAGCCAGGACAUCGUCAUGGUGUCGGAUAUCCCCAUCAUCCAGGUCUUCGCGGAGGCCACGGCGCUGCCUGCCUUCCCCUUCAUCUUCGCCAGGUUCGACGGGGUGCUGGGCAUGGGCUACCCCAGCCAGGCCAUCGACGGCAUCACCCCCGUCUUCGACCGGAUCCUCUCCCAGCAGAUCCUCAAGGAGGACGUGUUUUCCGUCUACUACAGCCGAGCUUCCAAGAACUCCCCUCUGAAACCCGGUGGGGAAAUAAUCCUCGGGGGAAGCGACCCAGCCUACUACACCGGGGACUUCCACUACCUGAGCGUCAGCAGGAGCGGAUACUGGCAGAUCAGCAUGAAGGGGGUGUCCGUAGGGGCCGAGACGCUAUUCUGCAAAGAAGGCUGCUCGGUGGCCAUCGACACGGGAGCGUCCUACAUCACCGGCCCAGCCGGCCCCGUGUCCGUGCUGAUGAAAGCCAUCGGGGCGCUCGAGAUGGCCGAGGGAGAGUUCGUUGUCGACUGCGACAAGGUCCCGCAGCUGCCCAACAUCUCCUUCCACCUCGGGGGAAAGGCCUACGGGCUCAGUGGCUCAGCCUACGUCCUCCGGCAGUCACAGUACGGGGAGGACGUCUGCGUGGUGGCUUUCUCGGGUCUGGACAUCCCACCCCCCGCUGGCCCCCUCUGGAUCCUGGGAGCCAGCUUCAUCGGGCACUACUACACCAAGUUCGACCGGCGCAACAACCGCAUCGGCUUUGCCACGGCCCUCUGACGGCGGGGGGACGGGACGGAGAGGGAGCGGCUCGGAGGCACAUUCAGGGUGGAGACCAAAGCGGGAUCACGUGUCCAGAGUGGCAGCUCCAGCGAUUUCAGGGUGAUGUGCAAUAGCCCAGCUAGCGUGUGGCAAAGCCAGCGGUGCCCGCGGGUUGCGGAUGUACUGAGCAGUGACGGUCCGCCUUACUCUGAGCGGGAGAAAAAUAAUCUGGCUGUAUUCAACGACACUUUGAGCUGGUGUUAACCCCAUCCCUCUCCAUGACUUAGCAUUAAACAAAACCUC
Messenger RNA from Dromaius novaehollandiae (emu), 1546 nucleotides. RefSeq names its product renin (gene REN). The record is from RefSeq and is a predicted model, not a curated record. Bases 26 to 1261 code for a protein of 411 amino acids. Gene Ontology annotation, biological process: angiotensin maturation. Gene Ontology annotation, molecular function: aspartic-type endopeptidase activity. NCBI's taxonomy places the organism in Eukaryota, Metazoa, Chordata, Aves, Casuariiformes, Dromaiidae. The transcript has 10 exons.